CAGCGAAAAAUAACGCGUGUCGAAAUUCAGAAGAAAAAAAGUCGAGGUCCGGCACUCGCCUUCGGUGUGGAACUUAUUGAUUUUUCCCUAUUUUGCGCUUCGCACUCUAGUCGUUGCAACGAUUCUUGUUCGAUUGUGAAUAAGAUUUUCUUCGUCGCUCCGUACAAAGAGACUAUUAAUAAAAGCGCAAAAUGGCUGCUGCAGCGAUGGCACACGAGAAACCGUGGUCGGACAAAUCCACGAUGAACGCGGCCGAAAAGACGUACUACGAGUACAUGGCGAAGAUCAACUCCGUUCCAUCUCAGUGCACUUUGGCUUCGGAAAUAUCGAAAGCCAGGCAACACAUCAAAAAUUCACUCGAGCGGAUGGAUGGUAUUGCCGCGUUGGCAGCUAGCCCCGGAGCUGAGUUGCUGGAUCGUUUGUCCUCGGUGGAGAAGGAAAACGAAAAGCUUCGCUCGAUUAUUGACGGACUGAACACUCUUGUUAUUGAUUUGCACGAGCGUGUUCGAACACUUGAAUCAGGUAGCGGCAAACCGGCUGCUGCAGGUGUCAAAUCAGCGGCCACUGCUGCUCCCAAACCUGCCGCCGCUCCUGCCAAGAAGGCCGAAGCCGAGGACGACGAUGAUGAUGUCGAUCUGUUCGGUUCGGAGGACGAAGAUGAGGAUAAGGCGGCGGCCGAGCUGCGCGAAAAGCGACUGGCCGAGUAUGCCGCGAAAAAGUCAAAGAAACCGGCCCUGAUUGCAAAGUCGAACGUGAUCCUCGAUAUUAAGCCAUGGGAUGAUGAGACCGACAUGAAGGUGAUGGAGCAGGAGGUGCGAAAAAUCAAUGCCGAUGGACUGUUGCUCGGUGCGGCCAAGCUAGUACCGUUGGCGUACGGCAUCCACAAGCUGCAGAUGUCGUGUGUGAUUGAGGAUGAUAAGAUUUCCGUCGACUGGCUGCAGGAGGAGAUCGAAAAGAUUGAGGAUUACGUGCAGAGCGUGGAUAUCGCUGCAUUCAAUAAGAUUUAAAAUGGUACUUUCGACCAGAAAGCAGCAACAUUUGGAGAUAAAAUAUUCCCGUAAAAUAUUUUUAAUCGAUUUUACUACAUAAAUAACUCAAGACACGCGCCACCACGAAAGUAGUUUGGGAGGGAAAGAUAAAAAGGCCGUGAAACGAAGAACGCUGGUCGCCAUCUUUCUAUCCUAGUGACGGUUGCUUCUUUCAAAUUGAAAGCACAUUAAAUGAAAUAUUAUAUCUUAUUACAUCUGUGUACAUCCGGGUUGAUCAAGUAAAGACAACAUUUUCCACAUCUAACAAA
Molecule: messenger RNA, 1297 nt
Organism: Anopheles moucheti
Lineage: Eukaryota; Metazoa; Arthropoda; Insecta; Diptera; Culicidae
Product: probable elongation factor 1-delta
Exons: 4
Coding region: 192-1007 (271 amino acids)
Biological process (GO): translational elongation
Cellular component (GO): eukaryotic translation elongation factor 1 complex; cytosol
Molecular function (GO): guanyl-nucleotide exchange factor activity; translation elongation factor activity
Source: RefSeq, a predicted model, not a curated record